AUGUCGGUGAUGAAACUUUACUUCGAUAUCACCAAGGACGAUAAACCUCUUGGCAGAAUCGUCAUGGAGCUCCGUCCCGAUGUCGCUCCCAGAACUGCUGAGAACUUCCGCGCUCUCUGCACUGGUGAGAAAGGAUUCGGCUAUGCUGGCUCUAGCUUCCACCGUAUCAUUCCCCAGUUCAUGCUCCAGGGAGGUGACUUCACCCGUGGCAACGGUACUGGUGGCAAGUCCAUCUAUGGUGAAAAAUUUGCCGAUGAGAAUUUCGAUUUGAAGCACACUGGUCCCGGUACUCUCUCCAUGGCCAAUGCUGGUCCUAACACCAACGGCUCCCAGUUCUUCAUCUGCACUGUCAAGACCGCCUGGUUGGAUGGCAAGCAUGUAGUCUUUGGCAAAGUCGCAGACGAUGACUCUUUGGAAGUUGUCAAGGCUAUCGAGAGGGAGGGUACUCCACAAGGUCCCCCCAAGAGCAAGAUUACCAUCGCACAGUGUGGUCAGCUUUGA
This is a messenger RNA of Lobosporangium transversale, 501 nucleotides long. RefSeq names its product peptidyl-prolyl cis-trans isomerase-like protein. The transcript is spliced from 4 exons. Bases 1 to 501 code for a protein of 166 amino acids. Gene Ontology annotation, cellular component: intracellular membrane-bounded organelle. Gene Ontology annotation, biological process: protein folding; protein peptidyl-prolyl isomerization. NCBI's taxonomy places the organism in Eukaryota, Fungi, Mortierellomycota, Mortierellomycetes, Mortierellales, Mortierellaceae. Gene Ontology annotation, molecular function: peptidyl-prolyl cis-trans isomerase activity. The record is from RefSeq and is a predicted model, not a curated record.